CGCGCUGCAGUCUACUACGGAGCUUUCAUCGGUCCCGCGUGCGCCAUCUUGCUUGUAAACUGCGCCAUCUUCACGCUCGUAACGCGCACGCUCCUGAGCACGAAAACGACGGGAAAAGUUGGCGCGCUCGGCAGCGGAGGCGUCACGUCGGCGCAGGUACGUGGCGCCCUCACCGUGAUGGUGUUGCUCGGCAUCACGUGGGUUUUCGGAGCGAUGGGCGUCGGCGGGGACGCAAAGAUCGUCUUCGCCUACGUGUUUUGCAUCGCCAACUCGCUCCAGGGUUUCCUCAUCUUCGUCGUCCGCUGUCUGCACUAUCCCGAAGCGCGCGCCGCCUGGUGGCAGCUGCUGACGACGCGCACGUUCAAGAAGCGACGCGGUCGUGACGUCAUCUCAUCGCAGUCGCAUUCAGGUGGCGCCACCGGCGGCGGCUACAAGUCGAAGAGCACGUCGGCAAAUUUCUCGGCGAACACGAACAACUCGAACAACAUCGGAAGCGGGAGAGGAGGAAGAGGAGGAGGGAAGAGGGCGGAUGUCCGGCGGCCUAUCCUCGCCGAGAACGGGAUGCUGACGAGGGGAGAGAUCCCAUUUAUCGACAACGAGGACGACGAGGUCACGUACCGGGAACGCAUGUAGGAGCGGGGGCGUGCGUGC
Messenger RNA from Priapulus caudatus, 651 nucleotides. RefSeq names its product latrophilin-3-like. The coding region runs from base 178 to 633 and encodes 151 amino acids. The record is from RefSeq and is a predicted model, not a curated record. Lineage: Eukaryota; Metazoa; Priapulida; Priapulimorpha; Priapulimorphida; Priapulidae. The transcript has a single exon.